CACACACAUAGGCCCGCGCGAAAAAUCAGACACCAGGGACACGAGUGCCGCAGGAAAUGCAAACUGUCGGGUAUGACUACUUACAGAGGUGCUGCCUUUUAGUCCACCCGACCCAAUAGUGGUGAAACAAUGUCACGCUCGAGUGAACAUGGCCUUAUACACGCGAAGGAACGAUUGCCGACACUGAGACGCACCGUCACUUCUUUUUUCAAGAUGCAUGAUUAACUGUCACCAGCGGUGGGCCCUACAAUAAAACCCCAACACAUUCUGGUGGUCGUGGUGUGUCACCAUCAGAACUGCGGGGUGGACUGCUAAUGUGCUCUCGGCAUCGUUGUAGCUGUCGACCUCGGGUGCACAUACACACCCCACCACAAAAGACUCUCUCUCUGCUGGACGAUUGAUGAUCUUCGCUGCUGAUGACUGUGUGAAGUGCCUGAUAUUGUGACACGACGAUGUGAAGAAAAGUGUACAUAAUAUCGUGUUUUUUCUCCAUUGCUUCAUUCACCUGUCCCGUCAAAAGGAACACGGUGACACCAGCAGAUAAAAAUUGUUUAUGUUGGCAGAAUGGGCAAGCUGAACAUCUUCGAAAUUUCCCUCAAUAAUACGCGGGGUGUGUUUUACGCCGGACAAAACCUUUUGGGACACUGCACCCUGGAACUCAACAGUGAACUGACUCUCAGAGGGAUCAGAUUGAAGUUCGAAGGCAGAGGUCACGUGCACUGGACAGAAACACACCAGAAGGUCACAUGGAAAUAUUCCAGGUCAGAGACAAUCACUUUCUCCGAUAGUGAACAGUACUUCAAUCAAGAAGUUCUCUUGUUUGGAAUUCUGCCCUCGGAAGGUCGGAGCACGAGCAGUCUGUCUGCCGGCCGCCACACCUUUCCUUUCUGCUUCGUCCUGCCCGAGGACCUGCCGUCAUCGUUCGAGGGCGUCCAUGGCUACGUGCGAUACGUCGUCAAGGCCAUCAUCGACCGGCCCUGGAAGUUCGACCACACCACGAAGUGCAACUUCACGGUCAUCGGCAUCCUCAACCUCAAUUCCGAGCCCAACGCCUCGAUGACUGUGCAGGGUCAGAACCAGAAGACCCUGUGUUGUCUGUGUUGUGCCAGUGGCCCCCUGUCGGCGGAGUUCAGCCUGCAGCGCCGGGGUUACGUGCCGGGGGAGGCGGUGCCGUUGUCGGCACACAUCGAGAACAGCAGCAACCGUCUGAUCUCCAAGUCCCAUGUCGACCUCAAGAUGAUUAGCACAUUCCACAGCACAACCAAGAGUCGCUCGGUUUCCAAGGAGAUUGGAAGGGUAGAGGAGGGACCUAUUGGGGCAGGACAAACGUUCACCUGGGACAGACAGCAGUUUGUCAUCCCUCCGCUUCCUCCAUCUUACCUUAAUGGAUGCCGAAUCAUCGACAUCAAGUACAUUUUACAGCUGAGCGUCGUGCCGUCAGGUCUGUCCAAGAAUCUGGAGGUUCCACUGGACAUCAUCAUCGGCACAAUCCCCCUUCUCCAAGUCGUCGAGAAUAACCCACCUCGAGCCUCCGAGCCCUCCCAAGCUCUGGUGGCUUCCGACCAGCCGUCCAGCGUCACCUACCCGAUGGUCAUGGGAGGGCCAGGCACCCUGUCCUCUCCUCCCAGCUACAGCCAGUUGCCGGACCUGCCGAUUUUCCCACCCAGCUACUACCCCGACAUACCCCCUCCAUCAUACAGCGAGAGCAUGCUUGGCAGCCUGGGUGUCAGAGAUGAGGAUGAUCAAGAGAACUCAGUAGGAAACCCGACACACAUGCCCGUGUACCCGUAUUACGACUGGGGCUACCAGCCCACCACCAUGAACUGACUGGUCUGUCUCCCACGUGUCACUACUGGACUACACCAUAGACUCUAGUGCACGGAUUGUGGACAUUUAACAAGUUCGAUAAACUUUCAGGGUUUCCUCAAAUUUUCUGGCCAUUAAUUGCAAAGCUCAUUAUUUCCUUCCAUUAUUGCCAGAGCAAAUAACUCUGAAAGUGGACGAGCUGUUGUUAUGUACAAACUGCUAUCUACGGGACCACCAGGUGUCCAGUGUUCACCUUGUACGGUUUGUGAUGGCAUCACCUGGCUGCUUUUGUUGCUGGUAUGGUUUUAUUCCAGCACCGGACUACACACCAGCAUUUGUUAAUAAGCUGUCUGAUUAGACCCGUGAAUGCGAUUUGCUGGAAUAUUAAUAAUUUCUUUGCUAUUCUAGUAAAUACUUCAGAACCUUGUUAGAUAUUCAGCAAUUUCAAGGUAGUAUACACGUCUUAUUCGUCUACUGAUAAAUAAUUAUUAAUUUUUAAAUUGCAGCACUUAAUAGGUAAGAAGGUGCGUGCGUGUGAGGAUCUCCAAAGCUCGACUCAGUCAAGUGUUUCUAAUGACAAAGUUUGCUCAAGUCUGACACAUCAAAGUAUUUCUUGUGAUCACGAAAACAAAACCUUGCUCAAACUUGACACACUCCAUUGUCUUGCCUGCUGGUGUGGAGAGCAUCCUGUGGUCACCCAGACAUUAUUUUGUCCGCAUGUGCGUCUACGUCAUCAACGUUGACAUCACGCGCUGUGCAUAAUUAACACCUGCACAAGGUGUUCAUGCUGCACACCGUUUGCUCCACGUGUUUCCGCAAAAAAGUUUUCAGUUAAUUGCAAUUAAAUAAGCUUUAAUACCCUUAUAUCGCAAUAGAUAGGUGCACACGCUCACAUUAUAUCUUUGGGAAUACUUUUACAAAUUAUAUUUGCACAAAAAUAAUAUUGCAAAGAUGCUAUAUUUUAGUGUUUGCGUACACAUUUGUGGGAAACAUUUUAAAUUACUACGCUGCAGGUAGGUUUUACAACUUUUAUCAGUUUUGCAUUGUGAACAAUUUUUAAAGGGUUCCUUUUUAUCUUAAAAAGAUAAUUUGGUUAAUUUUCACUACCUUGUGAAAAAGGUCUGGCUAUAGCAGCUUUAGUUUUAUUAUUAUUAUUAUGAAAGAAUUAUUUAUUGUUUGGUGCUUAUAUUUCUAAAAACUAAGGAGUGCGGAGACAGACCUGAAUCGGAUGACAAUGGCGUCGAUGGUUUUGCUGAGAUGAUGCUGGUUCAGAUGGGGGAGGCCUGUGUUCAAAGCCAGUGUUCAUUGCCUAUGCUCUUUCAAAGUCUUUAUUUUGCUACAUGUCUUAAAAUAUAUUGUUCGACAAUAUUCAGAAGAAGAUGUGUGUGAAAUGUAAUAAAAUUUUAUGAAUAAUG
Molecule: messenger RNA, 3221 nt
Organism: Pomacea canaliculata
Lineage: Eukaryota; Metazoa; Mollusca; Gastropoda; Architaenioglossa; Ampullariidae
Product: arrestin domain-containing protein 17-like
Exons: 8
Coding region: 565-1827 (420 amino acids)
Biological process (GO): protein transport
Cellular component (GO): cytoplasm
Source: RefSeq, a predicted model, not a curated record